Molecule: messenger RNA, 1101 nt
Organism: Adineta steineri
Lineage: Eukaryota; Metazoa; Rotifera; Eurotatoria; Adinetida; Adinetidae
Source: the annotation of a GenBank genome assembly
AUGAAUUUUGAUCGAACGAAACAUUCACAUUGUCGAUAUAAUCCACUGAAAGAUGAAUGGAUACUUGUUUCACCACAACGAUUAAGUCGACCAUGGCAGGGCCGUGUUGAAGAUGACAAAAACGACAAUGACGAUGACAGUGAUAUAAAUAGUAAUGAAAAACCAACAAAUCCGCUUUGUCCUGGUGCUAUUCGAGGUAAAAACAAUCAACAAAAUCCAUUUUAUGAACAUACAUACGUAUUUGAAAAUGAUUAUCCUGCAUUACUUGCUGACAUUCCUGAUCCAAAAAACGAUCAAAAUAAUAAUAAUGAUGAUCUUUUUCAAUGUCAUGCAGCUCGAGGUGUUUGUAAAGUAAUGUGUUUUCAUCCGAAUUCAAAAUUAACUUUACCACGUAUGACACUUGAUCAUAUUUCACAUAUAGUUAAAACAUGGAUAGAAGUUUAUCGAGAUUUAGCAAGUCAAUAUCAAUGGGUACAAAUAUUUGAAAAUCGUGGAGAUGUUAUGGGUUGUUCAAAUCCACAUCCACAUUGUCAAAUAUGGGCUACAGAUUUUUUACCUAAUGAAGCUCGUAUAAAACAUCGAACACAAAAAGAUUAUUUUCUUAAACAUAAUGGAAAUGUUCUUUUACUUGAUUAUAUAAAACGUGAAUUAAAUGAUUUUAAUAAAGAACGUGUUGUUAUUGAUAAUGAACAUUGGAUUGUUGUUGUGCCUUAUUGGGCUGUAUGGCCUUAUGAAACGAUGUUAUUACCUAAAAGACAUGUUCUUCGUUUAUCUGAUUUAAGUGAUGAAGAACAAAAAGGAUUAGGUGAAAUCAUGAAACAAUUAUUAAUAAAAUAUGAUAAUUUAUUUAAUACAUCAUUUCCUUAUUCUAUGGGUUGGCAUGGUGCACCCACUGGUGAUUUAAUAAAUGAAGAUUGUUCAUAUUGGCAAUUACAUGCAUUAUAUUAUCCACCAUUAGUACGUUCAGCGACAAUAAAAAAAUUUAUGGUUGGUUUUGAAAUGUUAGCACAAGUACAACGUGAUAUAACGCCUGAAUUUGCUGCUGAAACACUUCGUAAUUUAUCCGGUGAAAUUCAUUAUAAAGAUAAAAAGAAUACAUAA